CGCUCAUAGGCGAUUCUAAGACUCAACAGACGGAUCACCCAAGUAGAAAGACCCAAGAUGCCGCCGAUACUGCUGAUGAAGCGAACGCUGGAUGACUUGGACAACUUGGACGACUUUGACGACUAUGACGAAAGCGAAGAAGAAGAAAUAGAGGAACCUCAGCCGAAACGCCUACGAAACGAGUCCCCCAAGGCAAAAGAGGAGGAAACGAGGCAGAAAAAUGAUCAGGUCAAAGAAAAGGACGUAGCGGACAGAGUGGUCGAGCUUCUCGUGCCUCGUCUGGAAACACAGAUGCAGCAACUAGUCAAUGGCGCAGCUAUGCGUAUGUUGGACGUCUUGGGCCAGAAACUGGCCAGACUGGAGUCGCGCAUAGACGAGAUGCAUAGCGAGUGGAAGAAGAGUGCCGCCAACUCCCUUCCCAAUGCGACGCGACAAGAUGUUAGAAAGCAACAACUGGCGGGGCAGCAAUAUCAAUUCGGCAACCGCCAUCAGUCGGCCGUGCAGCAAUACUAUGGACGCACCCAAGUACCACCGUCCACCGCUUCAGCUGCUCCGCACACGGAUGCCUCUUCACGACCUGAUGACGCAUUGCAGAGUUUCUUCCAAGAAGCGGCCCAAGCAGCAGACAACCCUGCCAUUGUCUGUCCACCGAACAACCGUCGCGCUCCCUUCAUGGCUCGUCGCCCAAAACCUCUGGCAACCCCAGAAUUCCUACCUACAAUACAGCCAAAUCGAGCCGUCAACUUCCCUCAUGGCACCGCAGAUCUAGCACACGAAGACGCACCACAGUAUCGCUUGCAACGAGGCUCCGAAAGCGUCAUGGAGCUAUGGCACGAGUUCUUCGUCGGCUCUGCUGAGAAACCUGCAAUCAACGAGUUGGAUCAUAAAUAUGGCAGUGCAUGGCGCUGGAAGGACAGCAAGGAAGGUGUCUACUACAGCAUGCGCCGCGUCGUCAUAGACGAAAUACAAGCGCGAGUCGAAGCACGUUGUCCCAAUGCUACCGGAGCCACUGGCGAUGUCUGGCUUGCCGUAUGCGAGGAGAUGGAUUGUGAAAGAAUCUCGAAGCAAUUCUCCCUCAACCAAUUCAUCUUCGAGCUGAAGCGUCGAGAUCGUACUGUCCCAGCCCCUACGCCAAAGGUCUAUAACCCACUCGAUCCCUACCCACCGCCCGCUCCUGUGUUGUCACGCACAACGCCCUCUGUUCAAAAGCUCUGGACCGAGUGGUUUGUUGGAAAAUCGAGCUACAACGGGUACGCGACAUUCCCAUCUAUCAUAGAGGUGAAUCGACGAUAUGGAAACUCCUGGCGUCAAUUCACCACUUCCGAGUAUAACAUCUACCUCAAGCGCCGCUGCAUCAUCGAUAUCGCACUCCGCCGCAUCGUUGAAUUGGGUGGCGACAAAACCGAGACGACCAAGAAGGUCCUCAAAUCCAUGGAUGCAGAAAGAGUAGCCCAAAGCCUAAGUCUGGUACAAUAUCACGCCUGGGCGAGAGAGAAAUACGGCUAUCACGCCUCGACUCGGACCCAUCUCCCAAAACACGUUGCGGACUUGGGAGAGGCACCCGAGGAGGCUGUUGAGCUAGAAGCGAGGACUAGGGUCCAACAAGAUGAUGAAGAUGGCAUGUUCAGGGAGAACAGCGCCGAUAUUGAUACUGCUAUCUUGGACCAUGAGCGGGAGAGUGAAAGCUCUGGGCGCCCGAUGACAGAUGGACAUGAUCAAAAUAGCUCUGUCCCACCAUCGCCAGCAUCACUUGGAUAGAUGAGAUAGAUCGUGACAUAUAUCAUGACAUCCCUCAGCAGCGGCUUUUUCGGAGCUCGCCUCCACGGCCGAGACACAGUCAUUUAACAUCUUAAAUUCUCGAUUGUCCAAUGCAUGUGAAAAUUUGUUAGCGAGAGCUUGU
Molecule: messenger RNA, 1900 nt
Organism: Aureobasidium pullulans EXF-150
Lineage: Eukaryota; Fungi; Ascomycota; Dothideomycetes; Dothideales; Saccotheciaceae
Exons: 1
Coding region: 58-1758 (566 amino acids)
Biological process (GO): positive regulation of ribosomal protein gene transcription by RNA polymerase II
Molecular function (GO): DNA-binding transcription factor activity, RNA polymerase II-specific; RNA polymerase II cis-regulatory region sequence-specific DNA binding
Source: RefSeq, a predicted model, not a curated record